AUCUAGAAUCUUUUUUUAGGUACACAUCGCUAGUGACAAAGCAAUAAAAUAACGACCGCUAAUGUCGACUCAUUCAGGGUUUGCUGGCAUGGUCACUGCUGCAGCGGCCUGGGCCAUAUGGGGUAGCGACAUAUUCCCUGCAGAAUCAGACCCAACGGGAGACCCUGAAACUUGGACUGCUGAAGAGAUGAAAAGGUGGCUCCGUAACAGGGGGCUUAUGCCAAAUAACGAAGCCACACGUGAAGAGCUUCUGGAACGAGUCAAAGCAAACCUUCGUAUACCGCGCAGGUCCAGAACAUGAUUGUACUGUUGUGAUAUGUUGUGCAUUCCAGAGUUCACGUUCUAUCUGUGCACAUCAUCAGGUGCUUUGAGUGUUUCUCUUGAGUUUUUGUUUAUGUUGCGCCUUGGAUUGUUUUGUCGCUUUGUACU
Aspergillus pseudotamarii is the source of this 429-nucleotide messenger RNA. Its product is annotated as Ish1 domain-containing protein. The coding region runs from base 62 to 301 and encodes 79 amino acids. The record is from RefSeq and is a predicted model, not a curated record. The transcript is spliced from 3 exons. Lineage: Eukaryota; Fungi; Ascomycota; Eurotiomycetes; Eurotiales; Aspergillaceae.